Molecule: messenger RNA, 1740 nt
Organism: Cheilinus undulatus (humphead wrasse)
Lineage: Eukaryota; Metazoa; Chordata; Actinopteri; Labriformes; Labridae
Product: WAP, Kazal, immunoglobulin, Kunitz and NTR domain-containing protein 2-like
Exons: 3
Coding region: 1-1740 (579 amino acids)
Cellular component (GO): extracellular region
Molecular function (GO): protein binding; serine-type endopeptidase inhibitor activity
Source: RefSeq, a predicted model, not a curated record
AUGUGGUGGAUGCUGUUUCCCCGAUGGAUUUGGUUUGUUCUGGGACAUUGUUUCACAUCUCUGCUUUUUAUGGGCAGCUCCCGCGUGAGAGCGAUGCCCAUGUCCAUGGGCUCUGUGGCAAAGCUGGUGUACUCUCACGCAGGUUUGUGCCCAAAUGACCUGAACCCCAACCUGUGGGUGGAUGCGAUGAGCACCUGCAUGCGCGAGUGUGAAUCUGAUCAGGACUGCGAGUCAUUCGAGAAGUGUUGUCCUAACGUCUGUGGAAACAAGAGCUGUGUGGCAGCACGCUACAUAGACAUCAAGGGCAGUAAGGGCCCCAUUGGAAUGCCAAAGGGCGCCACCUGUGACAAGUUCAUGUGCUCUCAGCAAGGCUCCGAGUGCGACAUCUGGGAUGGUCAGCCUGUUUGUAAGUGCCGGGACCGCUGUGAGAGAGAGCCCCACUUCACAUGUGCGUCUGAUGGCAUGACUUAUUACAAUAAGUGCUACAUGGAUGCAGAGGCCUGUUCCAAGGGUAUCACUAUCACUGAGGUCACCUGCAGGUACCACUUGACCUGGCCAGACACCAGUCCAAAUCCAGAAGGGACCACCUUACACCCCACCACUGCCCUCCAGACCACCCUCCCAGCUGACAUCCAGCUCCCCUCCAUCCACGGCAGCCUCACCCAACAGGCUGUCUUUGUGGGCGAGACAGCCAGCUUCCUGUGUGAGGUGUCUGGGAAGCCACGGCCUGAAAUCACCUGGGAGAAACAACUGAAGGGCAAAGAGAACACCAUAAUGAAACCCAACCAUGUCCGAGGGAACGUCGUGGUCACUAACAUUGGUCAGCUCGUCAUAUACAACGCUCAACUUCAGGACGCCGGCAUCUACACUUGUACAGCCAAAAAUGUCGGAGGGAGUGUGUCAGCACACUUUCCCUUGGUGGUAAUCAGGAAAGAAGCGAAGGGUAAGAAUACAGAAGGGAACAGUACCAAUCUGCCAUUUCCAGCUGAAGAGUGCCUCAAGAAUCCGGACAUAGACGACUGUGGAGAAGAGAGCAUGAGCUGGUACUAUGAACCAAAGAGGAACAACUGUUUCACCUUUACAUACAGUCAGUGCAAUAAAAACCGGAACCAUUUUGACACCUAUGAAACCUGCAUGCUGUCAUGUGGAGGAGAUCUAGCGGCUCCCUGUAGCCUCCCGAGCCUCCAGGGGCCUUGCAAAGCCUACGAGCCUCGCUGGUAUUACAGCAGCACCCUCAAAAAGUGCCAGAACUUUGUGUACGGUGGCUGUGGAGGCAACGAAAACAACUUUGAGUCCAAAGAGGCCUGUGAUGAGAUGUGUCCCUUUCCAAAGAACCACAACUGCAAGAUUUGUAAACCCCGGGGCAAGAUGGUCAACAGUUUCUGCAAGAGUGACUUUGUGAUCCUGGGCCGUGUGACCGAGUUGACGGAGGAGCAGGAGUCGGGCCACGCUUUAGUGACGGUGGAGGAGAUCUUGAAGGAUGAGAAGAUGGGCUUGAGGUUCUUCGGGAAGGAGCCCUUGGAGGUGACACUUCUGAACAUGGACUGGAACUGCCCUUGCCCCAACAUCACCACAGCAAACGGGCAGCUCAUCAUCAUGGGGGAUGUGCACAACGGGAUGGCCAUUCUGCAGCCCGACAGCUUCGUAGGCUCGUCCAGCUCUCGCAAAGUCAGGAAGCUUCGUGAGAUUGUACACAAGAAAACCUGUGAUUUUCUGAAAGAUUUCUCUGCUGUUCAAUAG